Theileria annulata is the source of this 1860-nucleotide messenger RNA. Its product is annotated as Tpr-related protein family member, putative. NCBI's taxonomy places the organism in Eukaryota, Apicomplexa, Aconoidasida, Piroplasmida, Theileriidae. Bases 1 to 1860 code for a protein of 619 amino acids. The transcript has a single exon. The record is from RefSeq and is a predicted model, not a curated record.
AUGGCAGAGUGUCCUUACUGUGGAAGUGCUAAUAAGCAGGCUGGUGGUGGUACUGAGGACUGUCCAUAUUUGAUGGCAGCGUAUGUAUUUGCCGGUCUUGCUAUGAUGCUCAAUAUUAGACUCUCAUAUAGUUCUGCUCCAUAUGCACUCAUUAGAUUUAGGUUGCCGGAGAACCUAUUCAGUGUGUUUGUUAGGAGAAUGGCUAGUGCUUUGGAACUCUGGUGUUUACCUAGUAUGUUACUGGGUAACAUAAUGGAAUAUGGUCUUAAAGGAUACUAUCAAAUUAAAAACUACGAGUCAGACUUCGCCAAUGGCUUCAAUCUCAAAGUCCCUUCCACCAUCAACAUCACCGACAGCACCCCCAAAACCAUCACUAUCAAAAAUCUACCUCACGUAAAUAACACCUUCACUCCCAGACUUGAAAAAUUCUAUUGGAUCGUAGUUCCUUCAAUUAUAACUCAGUGGUUAAACUUCCUCACAUAUGUAAUACUAUUGUUUGUCUAUAUUUCGGGUGGUGAUCAAGGGCAUCUAACUGUAUUUUACUUUGUUAUCGCAAUUUCAGGAUUUGUAUUUGGUAUUAACAUGGUAUUACUGUAUGCCGUUGACUGGAAUUAUAUACCUGUCUAUAUGGUUGGUGAAAACUCAUUUCCAAUUGUAACCUCAUCAAUUCACUACAUGACUACGCUGAUAUUUGGCAAUCGUAGGAAAUGGAAUAGUGACUUCAUCAUAGUCUGGAUUGACAUUUGGGUAGCAAUAGUAAUCUCCCUUGUGGCCGCUUUUCUUUGGACCCUAGCCUAUGGCUACUAUCGCAAUACUCAAAAAGAAGCAAUAACUGGUUAUCCUGCUUCUACUAGUACUACUAUUACAUAUGGUACUAGUAGUGAAUGUACUAAGCAUACUGCUACUCCUGUUGGUAAGGCCACUAUUACGGAUCCUACUGAUGGUAAGAGUCCUACUCUUACACUUAACGUUAGUGAUACUGCUACUAAUCUUGCUGCUAUUCAGGAGACUCAGUGUAAUGUUGAUGUGGAUACUACUAAGAAAACUCUUACUAUUAAAUAUGGUGAUGAAUGUAUUACUAUUACUGUUGGUAGUAUAACUAAAGCUAAAGGUCCUGUUCUUUAUGGUCAUAUACUUACUGAAAAGUUUGAUAUGAGUACAGUUCGGGGAGCGAUUAUUUCUCCUACACUCAUGGUCAUUGUUGGCAUGGGACUAGUGUAUGCCAUUUAUCCUGGUAUUGCACCUGGUAUGAUUGUACCAUUUUAUCUGGUUGAUAAAAUUGAAAUGGUUCUUCUCAUUGCCACAUUUUUUCCACCUGUAAUUGUAGCUCUUCUUAACAGAGGAUCAUUUAAUGAAUCUACUAAACCUUAUUCACCUAAAAACAUAUACCAAUUUCAUAAACCUGAGGAUACUGAAAAUGGCUUCGGCGGAUGGCGACCAUACAAAAAACACGUAAAAGGAUCAGCAAACUGCGAAUCUGAAUCUACUAUUGAUAAUUGGUUUUGGCACUUCUUUGAUCUCCUAAUUGUCAUUAAAAUAUCACUGGCUGCUAUAUUUAUAUAUUCACUUCAUUACAGAGAAUCUGCAAUAUCUAGAUCUAUAAUUAAUCAGCCCAAAAUGUCCACAAUCCUUAGUAUAAUAUUUUACAUGUGUCAUGAAUUUUUGUUGGCAUUAGGUUUUCCAGGUGUGAUUGGUAAUAAUGGAAGCACAUAUGUUAUGCUUCCAGCACAGUAUGUGGGCGCUCUAUUUAUGAUAUUUUUGGCAUUUUAUUCAGAGGGAUACAUUAUAGAAUAUAAAAGUCAUGAUCCAACUCAUUGGCCCACAGAAAGUAUGAAUAGGUGGAAUGUGGUAUGUAUUUGA